Messenger RNA from Spirometra erinaceieuropaei, 2630 nucleotides. The record is from the annotation of a GenBank genome assembly. Lineage: Eukaryota; Metazoa; Platyhelminthes; Cestoda; Diphyllobothriidea; Diphyllobothriidae.
AUGCUUAAGAGACUGAGUGAUGUUCUGCCCAGACCGGACCCCUGGAAGUCUUGCAUCGAGCGGUCUGAACUGACCGAGGAGCUGGAACGAGCCGUGGUCAAGGAGAUGCAUCGGAUUGUCGGACGAGCCGAGACUGAGAGGGACAUCGCCAAGGAGCUGAAGUUGUUCCUCGAAAGGGAGGUCGGCGGCCGUUGGUGCGGUAUUGUGGGCACGGCUUUUGGCACGUAAGUCCUGGGUUCUAUUCCGAAUGCCUGUUAUCUACUAAAUCUAGACUGCCCUCUGUGAGGCUGUUCUCCAAACACUUGUCAUAUUUCAGUAGGCCUAUGGGAUUUACAGGCAGUGGACUGGCGGCCGAUGCGAAAGGCUAAUUGGGGAGGAGGAGGAGGUGCGGUCGCUGGAACAGGGCGUUUUCUCGUCUGAAGUUUCGGCCUCACACAGGAAUUCAUCAUUAAAGACGUUCGAUUGGUGACGCUCAGGAGAAUAGGUAGUAAGCGCUAUUUGGAGUGCCAGCAUUUUCGAUACCAAAACUCGUGAAAUACUCUCAAGAAACAUCAAACUUACUUUCGAAUAAAGCUGGUUUCCAGGAUGGGGUUGCAUUAAUGGUAGAUAUGAGAGACAAUACCCUCCAAUAACGAUUGUUUCUUCGCCGGAAAAAAUGCCAGCUACUUUGCGUUAUAUUCUUACUCUUUGAUGCGGACAUAAUUGUAAUCGUUGUCAGUACGAUAAAAACUGAUUAGAGAUUGGCACUUUACAUGCGUUCAGUUAAAAAAUGCAGAUCCCUGAAAUUCGGUUUUAAGUGCUUUGCUUACAGACACCACAGGCUUUCCCCCGAAAUAUGUCGAUUGGCUCGCUCCCGGAGUUUCCUGCAUUUUCAAAUCGUUGGGAAAACCCUCGAGAACUAUCCCUGACAACUGCACGGAAACCCAGAAGAACGUGGAAAAAACCAGGCGCCGUUCAAAGCGCCCAUGGUUUUUGGAUUUGCUUAGUAUCAGAUCAUUUAAAAUCAGCGAACGGUAAACUUUACAAGGAAAUAAUUCUAUGAAAGUUUGCGUGAAGAUGACCUUUUCUCCUGCAAAGCUCAAUAAGUCCAAUUCGAUGUGUGCACAGCAGAUAUUUUGGAACAAAAAGUCUCGGCACAAUAGUCAGUGAAAUGGCAACAUUUCGGACUCCUAUAUGUCCUUCACUGGCAACGCAAGCCUACGAGAGCCUAUUUUACUGGUCUUUGGUCAAUUUUUCAAAAGUUUUGAUAAAUUCUGCAGCCACUUUUAAGACGGGAGGAAUGUAACAAGUUACAUCGUCUGGUUUCCGUUGAUGGCUCCUCGGUCAGCUUACUGUAAAAUGCCGGUGUCUCGGCGUGGGGUUCACUUUAGGAGUCGUCUCAACAGAGGAGGCUUACUUGAAGGGCAAUUUAGAUCUUUGAAUUGCUUUUAAGCUUGAGUUCCCGCGACCAGCUUGGGAUACUCAGUUGUAAAGGGUCCGAAUGAAUAGGAAACAAAUCGUAUCCUGGCAGGAGAAGGUCAAAAACUGGCAAGAUGAAAUGAUGCUGCCGGUAGGUUGUACCAUCUCUAGUUCUCACGAUGCUAAUAUCUGAAAGGGGCAGUGCCUACUAAAGUACGUUGUCUACGCAGUUCGAAAAACCCUGUAGUUAGGUAGGAUCGAACUGGCGGAUCAGGGCGUCUGCGAUGCACGCUCUACCUCUUAAUUACCCCAGUAACGCGACUCGAUCGUGUUUGCAUUCUCCAGGAGCUGCGAGGCGAAACUGAUGCACAGAGGAUUGACAGUUUUGUGCGCACUGCUUCGGAAACUUGAUAUAGUACUUAAUCUUACCAAUCAGAACAGCCUCCUGACACAAGGCUGCAAUCAUUGACAGUACCGACUAUAAUCGUUAAAUCAGUGAUACCUGAAAUCACGGCGGACGUCUGAGGCUAGAACAAAGCCAGACUUUAAGCUGCAUGCUGCCUCAUCCUGUCGAUUGAGAUUCAGACUAUUCAAAGUCACAUGACGGCGAAAUUCCUCCAUCUGUCCUGAUUGUGGAAUGAGGGCCGUCAUUUUCGUUUUUGCGCUCUAGACCCCCAGCCCUCGCAAGUGCUCGCAGAUCGAUUAUUAAGCAGCAAACUAUAGGCGCAAGUGGCAAGGAAGGUUGACAAUGAAAUGAUCGUUUUCGGCGUAGCUGACAUCAUCAGACAGCCAUCCGACUGCGCCAAGCGCUCCAAACCUUUUUAGUCUUCUUUGAGGGAGGAAUGUCUUGCAUUUCUAGCAAAACCGUCAUUAAGUAUAAAUUGAACUCGUCAGAACCAGAAGAAUCUAGAGUUAUCAACCCAGUUACAGGCGUGGCCGCGAUAACUCAAAUGUAGCCCAUCCCGAGCAAGCUUAAAAAGUCAGCUGUGCGAGCCCUUUUCGCGGCAUAUGCUUCCGACCGUACACUCCUAGAUCUGCCCUGAUCCAGAGUCAGGACUUAACUCGAGGUGGGCGGACUGCUGAGGUCUAUUGCACUUCUAAAGAUAGAAUGACUCAAUUCGCCCUUGUCACUCCGUUUUUUUUUCUGUUUCAGCUUCCUCACAUAUGAAGAGCAGGGAUUCAUACACCUGCGUCACGAAGAUGAACACAUAAUUUUGUUUAAAUCGGCCUGA